This is a messenger RNA of Coniophora puteana RWD-64-598 SS2, 2654 nucleotides long. RefSeq lists its product as uncharacterized. Lineage: Eukaryota; Fungi; Basidiomycota; Agaricomycetes; Boletales; Coniophoraceae. The transcript is spliced from 2 exons. Bases 15 to 2519 code for a protein of 834 amino acids. The record is from RefSeq and is a predicted model, not a curated record. Gene Ontology annotation, molecular function: protein binding.
GCGAUGGCCUGUCGAUGUUCAAACUCUUCAAGAGGCCUUUGACGAGUCGUACACCGAACGUUACUCUUCAAUCUUGUCAAACUUUCUGUUCAUCUUGUGUUCUUCUAUCUCGUAAACGCCAUGUCGUCAAAGAAGAGGAAGUGACCGCCCCACAAAGCGUCGAACGGCAACGCGCCGACACGCUGCUUCGUCAAGCCGACCUACGAUUCGUAUCGCACAAGUCUCCCAAAUCUGCCCAGACGGACCUUUACGACUUUUUCACGCACCAAAUCACGCUCACCAAGUACUUCGGUCCCUACCGGCGCCUCUUGCUCUUGCGCAUAAUCGAAUACUGCCUCGGACGCAGGUUAUGGUCCCUGGCGCGCGCGAUGCAUAUUCGCAUGAUCGGCGAAGGCUUCAUUCCUCCACCUCCUUUACGCGUAAAGAUGCGGUUAUUCGAGGCUGUCUCACGCGCGAGGCGCAAAGAGGAAGAAGUGGAGGCGUUGAAAGAGGUGGAAGAUGUGUUAAGGGAGGAAAAGGAGGAGACAUUCGGUAUGAAGGGCUUUCUCCAACUCGUGGACUAUGCGAGCUCGGUCCAUGCGUCGCGCUCGCAAGCCUUCGUGCUCAAGCUCGCGGACGCGUUUGCGCAUGCGAGAGAGCUGACUUCGCAUACUCAGUCCAAGCUCGCAGCCGACCUCGUUCGUAUCGUCAUGCCCACUUCCACGACGUCGCUUUUGCCCUCUCUAUCCUCAACUUUUCAGGCAGAAGAGGAUAGCGACGACAUCGACAUUUCACUUGACACUGCCAUUCCAACCUCAAGCCCCGAAGACGUCUCAUCUCUCCUCCUCCCCUGGCUCGAACGUGCCGAAGCCGCACACACAGUCGACAACAGUCACCUCUCAUCAUCCGUAUCAUCCAUUCCAAGCGCAGCCCCGUACGCAGCUCUCCUUGACGCGCUCGUCGGCACACCCAUAUGCUCAGAAGCCGGCCGUGCGAUCUUGCGACGCAUGACAGACAAAGGUGUCCCGCCCAACGCUGCCGUGUUCAAUGCCCUCAUCCGAGGUCGGAUCGCUCAGGGCGAAUAUGACGCUGCGUAUGCGCUUUAUGAGGCGUUCGUGCAGGUUGCGGAGCAAGGGCGGGCACGGGCGAGAGCAGAAGCGGAGGAACGAGCAGGGACGGCAACGGCCACAACGACCAGUACAGCGAGGACCGCACGACCGAACACGGAGACGUACAAGAUGAUGUUCAAGGUGGCAGAGGAGCAAGAAUGGCGCAAACGCGCGUCCAGGCAGCAGCAGCGAAGACGCAGGGGCACCGUCACACAUCGAGAGCUCUUCAACGACAUGCUGCGUCUCCGGGUUGACGCCUUCUCCCUCCAACCGCGCACCUUCGCAGCACGCAUGCGCCGCCGAUCGCGGCUCAACCAAGACCCAUUGUCGAAGAUCACCCCAGCGCAGCUGACGCCGUCUGUCGCACACGCUAUCCUGCGUGUGUUCCUCUCUUUGGAGGACUAUGCGGCCGCAUACAACCUCGUUUCCAUGCUACCGAAGUUCGGCGUGUGCGUCGUGAGCGACACGUACAUGCUCGUUCUGCGCGCUGUUCUCAUGCGCGUCGCACGCGAGGCGAAGGUCAAGAAUAAGAACCGGGAUAAGUGGAGCUUCAACGCGUUUCUUAUGGCGUUUUCGCCGUCUUCCUCUGUUGGAGUCGGGACGGGUGAAGGCCCCUGGGAGGUAAUACGGCGAGGCCAGCCGCCAACCUUGCCGAGGAAGGGCGCGGGAGAGUAUAUCGUGCGGAGGCUGCUGGAUCUCGCGAAGGGCGGAGAGGAGGAGGCGAGGGUACCGACGCUCGCGCAGGUCACCGCUUCUUCUUCCUCUUCUUCUUCCACGCCCUCGUCCUUGUCCGCCUCCACUUCUACGUCAAAUUCCAACCCCGAUCCCCCCGCUCGCCCACCGCGCCGUACCAAAAUCCCACUCCCACAUACAACACCAGCACCGGCAUUCGUCCCACCGCCCGAAACCUUCCCCGCCCGCCCGCUCGCGCGCCUGCUCCUGCUCCUGCUCCGCGCCGGGCUGUUCCGCAAAGCCCCCGCGCGCAGCGAGGACUGGGACUGGCGUGCGGCGGAGCGCGGCGUGCUCGGUGAGGCGUGGGCGCAGAUGGUCCCUCCGGAGUGCAUGUGGUACGAGUCGCUGCAUCCGCUUCGAGAUCCUCCUCCGGCGCAGGAGCAAGGCGCGGACGAGACGCUCGCACAGCCCACACGACAGACGAGGCAGACGGGGAAGAAGGCACAGCUCAGUCCUCGGGAGCAUAGAGUACGGCUGUGGUGGUCGCGCCGAGUUGUGCAGCUGAGAGCGCUGGGGGUGGCGCAUCGGCGGAAACGUAGGCGUCGCGCUCUCCUCGCUAGCGCUCUCAAAGAGGCCAUGGCCAAGAAGGGCGGCGGGGGCACGAAAAAGGGUGGGGACAAGGAGCCAAGGCGGGCCGAUGUGCCCGUGGAGCGUGGGCCGGGGUAUCAGAGGUUUAGGAUACGGUCUCCUGGGGCUUGAAGAUGGAUGGGCGUUUUGACGUUUUACGCUACACUUUGCCGAGUAUACUACAGUAAUUACGUAAUAGUAUUGUUGCCACCGCUCAGAUCGAAGCUUGCAUUACAUUCGCUGGCUUCUACGAACUUCGCUUUCAAU